UGUUUAUGGCUGACAUGUGGCUUUGACGAUGAGUUUGUUUAAAGAUCUUGGUCUAAACGACUGGCUGGCAGACCAGUGUACUGCUAUGGGUUUAAGUAAACCUACACCGAUCCAGCUACAAUGUGUUCCACAUAUUCUUCAAGGUGAUGACUGUAUUGGCUGUGCUAAGACAGGGAGUGGAAAGACAGCAGCAUUUGCCUUGCCCAUUUUGCAGAAACUUGCCGAGGAUCCAUAUGGAAUAUUUGCACUUGUCCUUACUCCAACCAGAGAACUGGCAUUCCAGAUAGCAGAGCAGUUUAGCGUACUGGGAAAACCCAUUGGGGUUCGAGUCACUGUCAUCACCGGUGGAUUGGAUAUGAUGAAACAGGGAAUCGACCUGUCUGUAAAGCCUCACAUCGUCAUAUCAACUCCAGGUCGACUUGCCGAUCACAUUAACAGCUGUAAGACAUUCAGUCUGAAAAGAAUCAAAUUUCUGGUGUUGGACGAAGCUGACCGCUUGCUGGAAGACAACUUUGGUUCCCAACUUGAGGAGAUCUUCAAGGUGAUCCCGACAAAACGCCAGACCCUGCUGUUCAGUGCCACCAUGACCGACACCAUACAGCAGCUGCAGGAGGUGUCCACCAACAAACCCUUCUUCUGGCAGCAGCAGUCCAGUGUUGCCACUGUUGAUGAACUCACACAGACAUAUGUCUUGAUGCCGGCUGACCUGAAGGAUGCUUACUUAAUCCACAUCCUACAGAAAUGUACAACGGAGAACAACAAGGGAUCCAUCAUCAUUUUCACCAGCACUUGCAAAUAUACCCAAAUAAUUGGCAUGAUCUGUCAUGAGCUGGGUUUUCCCACUGUCGUUCUUCACUCGAUGAUUCCACAAAAACAGCGACUCGCAGCACUUGCAAAAUUCAAGUCAAACCAAGUCCAGAUCCUCAUAGCCACAGAUGUAGCUAGCAGAGGUUUAGAUAUUCUGACUGUGGACUUCAUCAUCAACCACAAUGUGCCGAAUCGUCAGAAGGAUUAUGUCCACCGAGUUGGGAGAACAGCCCGUGCGGGACGGGGAGGCUUGGCCAUCACCUUGGUAACGCAGUUUGAUAUCAAGCUUGUUCACGCCAUCGAAGAAUUUAUCAAUACCAAAUUAACAGAGUACAAAACAGUUGAGAAAGAAGUUAUGGAGAUUCUGACAGAGGUCACCGUGGCAAGACGAGAAGCAGAAAUUAAACUUGAUGAACAAGACUUCGGGGAGAAGAAGGCAAUUAACAAAAGAAAGCAACUCAUUCUUGAAGGAAAGGACCCAGACAAAGAAGGAAAGAAAUCGAGGCGUUCAAAGGAAGAAAAAGAAGCAAAGAAUAAAAAAUACAAAGAACGAUUUAUAGGAAAGAAAAAAAAGAAGCAAAAUAGAUGACAAUGAAGUUAACCUGGUUUAGAAAAUUGGACUGAGGUGAUAUUUCAGUAUAACAAAUCGAUCUUUAUACAUUUUCAGUUUGUUGACCCGGGACAUAAAAUUAUAGCACUCGACAUCAUAAGUAGGAUGGAUUCCUUUAGGGGAAAGACACAUUUGUAUUUAUGCCCUUAUAGGAGUGGUAUAUCAAACAUGGUGGUUUGUACUGUCCUCUUUCAUAAAAUUGGACACUGAAGACAAAGUUUUACAUUGAGAGUUAUUUACAUGUGUAAGUUUUUUUCGCAAAGCAUAUUUGCAGCUACCAUAAACUACACCAUCCAUAUGGAAGCACUGCUUUUGGUAACCAAAGAUUCACUUCUUUGAUGCAUCCAUUUUCUGUGUUCAGUGCCACACCAGUAACUGAACGUCGCUCCAAUAACUGAAUGGCCCUAACGUUAUGAAUCGUAUUAAAACUAAAACGGCAUUGCAGAUGUAUGAUUUUGCUUGAUAUCGUAAGAAACAUGUUAGAAACGCAUUUCCCGUUGAAAGGAGAUUUAAUGUAUAUGCUGGUGGCAUCUUUCAGCGCCUUUUGUGUGUAUUUUAAAUGUAAGCAACAAAAGAAAAGAGCUCACUUGAAAGUACAAAUUAACAUACUGAAUGCCAAAUAGCACCAAUUGUAUAUAUACUUUUAUAUAUGUAAAACAUUCACAAUAGAAGCAUUCACAUUAGUUUAAAUCGAUCCAUUCGUUUGAGAGCAAAAACAAACAGUGUUAAUACUGUUCUUUGGUGGUAACCAGACUGUCUAUAAUAAUGUAUUAACAAGUCCCUCUGCCAUGUACCGUGUACAAACAGUGACAGCCAAACACAUAACCAUCGUUCCAUUUAGUCAGCGAUCUAUUAUUGUGUAAUGAACACCUGAAUCCGAGACACCCGCACUUCACUUGGCUGACAAUUCAUUCUUCUUUAAAAUAUUACCAGCAACGUAGGCUUGAUCAAUCAACACACUUCGAGUUUUGGAAGUGCAAUAUCUAUUAAAUAUCUACAUGUAUGGUAGGACCAAACACUUGGUUUGGGAGAUUGAGGUUUGAGUUUUUGAAGGCUGUUAUUACUAGUUUUAUUAGCAAUUCUGUCAGGACCAUUGCUUCAGUUUGAGAGAUCGAUGUUUAACUAUAUAUAUAUAUAUAUAUAGAUAUAUAGAACUCUGAUCAAUUUUAUAUUGGACAGUCAGUUCGUAUCCAACGACAACCUGCUAACAUAAAAAAGAUACUAACAAAGGCUCAGUAUUCAGAAUGUAAAGACUCACAGUAUGGUACAUGUGAACACUUGCUCGAAGGUUCAACAUUUAUAAAUGGCCAAUUCCACGGUGACAGACGUUACAUUCAGAGAGGUUGGAGGUCAUUCCAGCUGCCCUGAUUGCUAGAGUAGUACCCGCAGUAAAUUGGUAUUGUGUAUGAUACUUGCCAUUGUUCAUGUCUAUUUGGUGCCACAGACAAAAGUGCUUAGAAAUAUUUAUGGCUUGGUGGGUAAUUAGAAAUAUGUGCAUGACAGAUGUUACUUCAAAAGGACAUACACAUGUAGGUAAAAAGCAACUAACUUCAUUUCCAAAUUGUAUGAAACCCUUAAAUUGUACAAAUCAAUGUUUUCCCUUGAAGUAAAGGUAACAUAGCUAUAGAAGACUACCAAUUACAAUUCAGCUCUAAACUAAAAGUGUAAGGAAAAUUAUAACAUAAUUGUGUGUGACGGAUGUUACAUUUUGUCCACUGACAUAAAAUGAAGUUCUAAGUCUAUAAAAAGCAGUACAUUGUCCACUGCUGUGAUAAUAAAACAUUUUAUUGCAUUGUGAAUAUCAUGUGGAUUUUGAUUAGUUUUAAUUAAACUUUCACAGACUUUCAAUUUAAUACAAAGCCAUUGAGUAUUUAUCAAUAUAUCUAUAGUCUCUUAAAUAUUUCUGUCAUGCAACAGCCUUCAUUUAUUUUAAAGGUAAAGCUCAUGAAAACACUGUCAGGUUCAAGACAAACAUUGUCCCCUAAAAUGGUUUUAAAAGGGUCUGCAAAUAAAAAAGAACCUAUGUCGAUAAUGAUAAGUUACAAGACAAGAUAAGGAAUUUACUGUGAAGAGCAAUAUGACUUGCUCAUCAACAACUAUAAUUUGUGUUUUGAAAUGUACACAAUGUGGUCAAUUGUAUAUUGGGUAGUCCAUUCAUCUUCGAGAAAGAGAAACCAAUUGUGCAUACAGAACACGGACACCUGCAUGCUUCCAAACACAUUCAUUGUUGUGCGGUGGCUGACCAUUUUAAGAUAUUUUCAAUAUACAAACUAUUUGCUAAUCAAGAACAAAAUGUUAAAGGGACAUUCCUGACUUUACUCAAAUAUAUAUUUCUACAUAAAAUAUUAGUGACUGUAUAUCAAACUUGUUUCUGAUCGUUCUAAUAUUUGUACUAGAUUAAAUUUCAUUU
This is a messenger RNA of Gigantopelta aegis, 3827 nucleotides long. Its product is annotated as probable ATP-dependent RNA helicase DDX49. The record is from RefSeq and is a predicted model, not a curated record. The transcript is spliced from 12 exons. Gene Ontology annotation, molecular function: ATP binding; nucleic acid binding; RNA helicase activity. The coding region runs from base 29 to 1396 and encodes 455 amino acids. Lineage: Eukaryota; Metazoa; Mollusca; Gastropoda; Neomphalida; Peltospiridae.